AUGUUCACUCCUACUUUUCGAACGAUCAGUGAACUUGAAUUGAUACCGGAAGAUUUGUUUUAUGUUACUGUUAAUGGGAAGAUUGUGGAUUGGAAGAAUUUGGAUAAGAAUGCUCAUUUCCAAGUACACUUCAGACUUCGAGGAGGCAAAGGAGGUUUUGGUUCACUGCUUCGCUCAUUUCGUAUUCAUCGCUCAACUAAUCAGUUAAUGUGCCGCGAUUUAUCGGGACGACGGCUUGCUGACAUUAAGGAAGAAGAAAAACUCCGCAAAUGGAUUGAAAAAGCAGGCGAAAGGGAAGAAGAAAAACGUCGGCAAAGGCAAGAGAAAUACGAGAAAUUAAAAGCAGGUCCUCUAAAACAUGACUUUAAUGAUCCUGAUUUUAUACAGACACGACAAAAAAUUAUGGAAGAAACAGAUGAAGCGUUUGAACAGGGCAUUGCUGUUGCUAAAAAAAGAGUUAAUGAUGACAGUUUGCUGAAGUCAAAACAAGAAUCACAGAUGGUUGGAGAUGAUUUGCGGGAAGAAACUGUACUGCCUAAACGAAGAAGAAUGACGACGAAUGAAACACUUGAAUGCAUAGUGCCUAGUUUAGAUGACGAAAGCAAAAGCACAGUCGCUAUUAGUGAUGAAAGCAAAAAGCGUAUUGAAAGUGAAAAAGAAAAAAUCUCUUCGGAAACAGCAGCUGUGUUUAUUGCGGAAAAGUCAAAUACCGUUGUGAAGAAAGCGUCAAGCAAAAUAGUGGAUUUUGAUAUCAAUCUGGAUGACUACGAGAGUGCGGAAAAACUGGAAUCUCUGGGAUUAGAUCAUUUAAAACAUGCUCUUGAAGUACGUGGUCUCAAAUGUGGUGGUUCAUUAACUGAGCGAGCGGUUCGACUUUAUUCUGUCAAAAAUUUAAAACCGGAGCAGUAUCCGAAGAAUAUUCGUGCACGUGACAAAAAGAAAAUGAAGCAACUAACUACUAAUGAGGUUUUGCCUGGUCAGAAUUUGGAAACGAACGUCUCUUCCAUUGGUAACUGCGGAAUGAAUAUUCCAGUGAAUGAAAAUGAUGAAGCAGAAGUAUCAGCAGUCUUAGCUCAGGUCGAGCAAAAGGCUACUGAAGCUGUGAAUGUUUUAAUAAAAAUCAGUGAAAAGAACAGAAAGAAAAUGUUAUUUCCUGAAGUUGAUCAAUUACUUCACGUUCAGUUUGUUUAUAAGAAACCAGGCACUACACGAACUAGAAACCGUGUCAAACGUUUCAUUCUACCGCAUUCGUUAUAUGAAAAAGGUAGUGCAACUGUUUGCUUGAUUAUGCGAGAUUUGGACCGAUCCGCAAAAGGAAAAUUUGAUCCAGAUGUUGACAAGCAAGCAAGGUUAUGGAGCGAAAAAUUGGAACUUGAAUUCGGAAUUACCAAAGAACACGUGCAAAAGAUUUUAACAAAGCGACAGUUGGAGAGGGAGUAUCAUUCUUACUAUGACAGGCGUCAACUGGCGUCUGCAUAUGAUAUAUUCCUAGUAGAUGCCGUAAUCGAGGAAAGUGUUAUACAUUUUUGUGGCAAAGAGUUUCACAAGGCAAAAAAGACUCCUUUGAGGUUGCGAUUACAUCAACACGGAUCAUUGGUAGAGGAGAUCGAAAAAGCUUAUUACACCGUCACAUUCCCGCUUUUUCCAUUCCGUACACGGACGAGUCUUCGCAUUGGGAAUCUCAGUAAUCCCAUCAAUUAUAUUGUAGAAAAUAUAUGUGCAGCAGUUGAAAAUGUAUUUCAAUACUGUCCAGGUGGUUUAUGCAAUAUUCAUUCAAUAAGUCUACAGAUGGUGACAGGCGGACCAUCAUUACCUCUUUACAUCGAUGCCGGGCCUAGAAAUAUGGUCAGCUUACCAAUGCCCAUGAAAAUGAAGGAUCUUAAAGCGAAAAGAGACAAAGAAGCAAUUGCUGAUGAAUUGUCUACAUUGCCAGAAGGCUUAGAGGUUUUAGUGUACAGAGACGGUGAAGUGAAAGUGCUGGAUUCGGAAACUAAAAAGCCUGUGCUCUAUCCGACGGUUAACGAUGAGUGGGAAGAAGGAGAUGACUUGAAGCCACUAAUAAACCCAGUUAAACGAAGAAAAGCGCUGGAAAAACGUUGCAAACUGAGGGAAAGAAGGAAGGAAGCACAGAAGGCUAAAAAACGACUUCUGUUACCUAUAAAAGAUGGUAUUUCGAAAAUCAAAGGCUUAGUGAAGAAAAAGAAUAACAAACGAAAUAAAAUCAAUGGAUCUGGAGGUAUAAAACGAAAUCGAAAGAGUCAUACGGCGAUCAACAGAAAAUCCAAAUUACAUAAAGUGAAAAAGGAAACAAAACAAAAGGAAAUUUAA
Messenger RNA from Acanthocheilonema viteae, 2328 nucleotides. Lineage: Eukaryota; Metazoa; Nematoda; Chromadorea; Rhabditida; Onchocercidae. The record is from the annotation of a GenBank genome assembly.